AUGGCCGCCGUCUCCGCCAAGUCCGUCGCCCUCCUCGCGGCGGUGCUCCUCGUGCUCGUCGCGUCGGCCGCAGCGACCGCAAGGACUGUAGAGCGGGAGGAGGUGGUUUCCCUUGGCAGCCUCGCGCCAUCGCUCGCCCCGGCGCCGGCGCCGACGAUGCUCAGCGCGGCGAGCGCCCUCGCCCCCGGCGCCUGGGCCGUGGCCGCUCUCGUCUCGCUCCUCGCCUUCCUCGGUCACUGA
Molecule: messenger RNA, 240 nt
Organism: Lolium rigidum
Lineage: Eukaryota; Viridiplantae; Streptophyta; Magnoliopsida; Poales; Poaceae
Exons: 1
Coding region: 1-240 (79 amino acids)
Source: RefSeq, a predicted model, not a curated record